AUGGCAGUUGACGCAAUGGAUCUCGACUCAACCCCCCCCACCACAAUCGACCUCCCCGAGCGCAAGCGCAAGCACAAGUCGCAAGACUCGACCUCCUCCACCAAGAAGCGCAAGUCCGAUGAGAAGAAGAGCAAGAGCAAGUCUGCCUCUAGCACCAAGAGCAAGAAUGCCGGAGCGAAACAGACACAGACGAUUCCGGACUCGCCAUACACUUUAACGACUGCGACGCUUUAUCUUCCCCUGUCGCCUAUCUCUAUUUCUCCAACCCAUGCGCUUGCUUCGCUGCUGGCCGAGCACCUCUCUCCUCUCCUCUUAACCUACUAUCCACCGUUAAAGGGUAUUGUCCUUGCGUACUCGAACGCCUCGAUAUCCUCCACGCCACCAAACGCCUCCGCCGCAGCGCAGUCGCACGACCCCAGCCCGCAGCCAUUGACCCUCGCGACAUCCGCGAACGAAUACGGUGUCCUCUACGUCUACCUAACAGCCACAUUCCUCGUCUUCAGGCCGCAGCGCGGCCAGAUCCUCGAAGGAUGGGUCAACGUGCAGUCCGAAGGCUUCCUAGGCGCCGUAGUCCUAAACCUCUUCUCCGUGGGUAUUGAGCGGAAACGCCUCCCCACAACCUGGAAAUGGAUCCCCCCAGGCGAGGAAGCCCCCACAACCAACAAAACAGAUGAUGAAAGCGAAUCCGACACCCCGACAAAGAACUUCGACCCUGAAAAGGAACACUUCACACCGGUCUCCCUCGCCUCGGACGCGAACCCGCUCUCGGAAACGACACCUAACCCUGCCCUUGAAGGUGAAACCGAAGAGGACGAGUCCGCAGAAGGAUACUUCCAGUCCGUCUCUGGGCACCGCGUCCGCGGAACUGUUCGUUUCCGUGUCCUUGAUGUCGAUGUUAUUCCUGGUACGGACCGUGAGCGCGGGUUUAUGAGUAUCGAGGGGAGCAUGCUUUCGCCCGAGGAGGAGGAGGGGGUUGUUGAGGAUGAGAAGAAUGGGAUUUUGAGUACUGCG
Molecule: messenger RNA, 1011 nt
Organism: Aspergillus glaucus CBS 516.65
Lineage: Eukaryota; Fungi; Ascomycota; Eurotiomycetes; Eurotiales; Aspergillaceae
Product: DNA-directed RNA polymerase I subunit RPA43
Exons: 1
Biological process (GO): DNA-templated transcription initiation
Cellular component (GO): RNA polymerase I complex
Source: RefSeq, a predicted model, not a curated record